Messenger RNA from Bradysia coprophila, 2926 nucleotides. RefSeq lists its product as uncharacterized. NCBI's taxonomy places the organism in Eukaryota, Metazoa, Arthropoda, Insecta, Diptera, Sciaridae. The record is from RefSeq and is a predicted model, not a curated record.
UUGUUUUUGUCUAUCAUUCCGUGGUUUCAAGUGAAAGGAGAAUAAUAUCUAUAUCAUUUGGUUCGGCGCGUUUGGUUCGUUUAAACCAUUUUUCUCUUCUUUGUCAAUUGUGCAACGACGCUGUUUAGUGGAACAUAAACCAUCAAUAUGAACUUGAGAUAGUAAUUACCAAGUUAAGCAAACAGUAAAAAUUAGUGUUUUAAAAAUAAGUAGAAAAAAACAAACUAUUUGGAAAAUGAAUAUUUAAACGUCUCGUUAAUAAAUCAUAAGGCUAACAAUUAAUUAAAUUAAACAAACAAACACUCAAAAAUAAAUAAAUACUCAAAAAGAGGGACUGACAAAAAUUCAUUCUCAAUCCAAGUGAUAUUUAAUAUAUAAACACGAAAGUGAAAGUGCAAAGAUGCUGUGUUUCAUAGUAAUAUUAGCAUUGUCUACAUUGGCCACAUGUCAGACAGACGUUAAAUCACAAUCGUUAUUUGAUCAGGAGGAAAAAUCCAAUAUACCACAAGAUAUUUUAGAUAAAGGAAUCGGAACCAAAGAUAAUAAGUUGUCUGAUAGCUAUGACCUACCGCAACAGUUUUCGUCGUCCAAAGAACGACCCGAAUUGAAUCCGGUGUUGAGUGCGUUGAUCAACGAGGAUGUGAAGAAAAGUAUCGAGGCAAAGCGACAAGUUGAACUCGACUGGCAGCCAACUACAUUUAAACCGAUUUUGACCACUACCGCUCGUCCACUAUCUUCAUCGGCUCAAUUGGUUAACAAUGGUUUGGUUGAUCAAUCAUUUUCGCUUGAUGAAGCUGGUAGCGAAAAUAAGCAGACUUCUCGCAUCCAAAUCAAGAAGGGUCCCAACGGUGUAGACUACGAGUAUGAAUAUGUUUACUAUUAUUACGAUGAUGACGAGAAAAGUUCGGCAAAUAAUGAAAAACGUCCAACGUCAAGUACAACAGAACAGCCUAGCCGAUCUCCUAGUGGUAACAAAAGCCGUUACACUACAGUAGAUCGAUCUGCCAAUAGUGCAUCAGUGCCAGAGCAAAAUGAGGUGGUAUCUCGCGGCGGAAAACAACGACACAGCAUACCAGUUGUAGAAGAAGUAAGCGAAGAACGUUUACCGUUGAUCACACGUUUUCCGCCAAGAAAUGCAGGUAAUGGUGCUAAUACUAGCGGAAAUGUUACGCCUGCAGCUGUUUCUGACGAGACAACAAAGAAAAUCAGCGUCAAACGUCCCAGUAUCGCCUUAGUGGACAGCCAGACUUUUAACCGGGAUGACAAAGGUUCGAAAGGCACACGAAAUUUGGAAAAUGAAUUCUCUAAGUCUACAGAUGUGAAAGAAAUUCCGAAAAAAGUGACUGUCGAUGAGUCGACUGAUAUCAACGAAAUUGUGGAUUCAACAACUCCUUUUAUGGAAAAGGUAGCCUUUGAUCUGUACGCAAUCUUGGCCAAUGAGAACUCGAACGUUGACACAGAUGUUACUACCAGUGAUGACGAAUUAAUGACUGAUGUCACCGAGAGCGAUAUAACCACAGACGAUGAUUUAACUACCAUUGAUAGCACUUUACCCACCACAACAACUACUACGACUGAAGCACCAACCACAACGACCACUACAACUACUACUACAACAACUACAACUACGACCACAACUGAAGCACCACUGAUUGGAGGCCGAAAAUCUCCGUUUGGAGCCGGACGAAACCGUUUCCGAUUGCGUACUCAAGCAAGCUCAACAGAAAGUAGUGAACCAGCUGCUCCAGUCGAGCAAAGUCAUCCAAAACCGAACCGAUUUUCAAGGCCAACGUUUAACGGUGGAAACAGAGCUAGUCGAACAACGACCGUUGCUCCUGUAGUAGAUGAACAAGCGGCAAAGGAGGUGGCCAAACCUGUAUCCAAUGCAGGAUCACUACGCGGUAAAAACCGAAACCGAUUCAACUUGCGUGGAUCAACAACAACAGAAGCUACAGAUGAAAACGCAGUGGAUAAUUCUGCUAGUACAACGCAGCGAUCCUCAUUGCGUUUGCGCCCAUCAUUCCAAUUGAGAGGUAGAGGUCGUCCAACUACUCAGCCAGCUGCAACUGUACAAAAUGAAAGCGGAACAGCAGAACAACCCUCAACAGAUGAACGACCAGAAGAUAAAGUUGAAGAAAAAGCAGCACCCACCAGACCGUCACGAUUCAACGUUGGUAGACCCAACAGAUUACUUGGACGCAGUCGAACACCAGCACUAAAUAAUUUAAAAUCACCAGGAGCUAAUGCAGAGUCCGAUGUUGGACCUUCUGCGUCUGGCGAAAGUGAAUCAACUAAAUCUGAUGAUGAAUCAAACAGUAACGAUGGAGUGACUUUAUCGGAAUCAUCAACACCUGAAUCAGGAUUGAACCGUUUACGCAACCGUCCAAGAAUUCAAAUCGCCGCUAGCACUGCACGAACCAAGGCACCAGCUGUAGCAAUUAAUCGAAAAGUAAACCCUUUGAUCGCUAGACGCAAAUUAGGCUCAUCCACAACGCAAGAUCCAACAUCGGAAGAAGAAGUCGAUGGACAAAUUAGCAACUCUCAAGAUGAACAGAAUGAUGCUAAAGAAGCUGACGAUUAUGAAAAUAGCAAAGAAUCGAAAAACAGUACCACUGACGUUGCAGAAACAUCGUCGGAACAACCACGAGGUCCAGGUCUAUUGGGUAAUCGUAAAAGACUACAAAUCCGUCGACCGGGAACGCUAGCGUCAAAUUAAAUUCUACUCAACUGAAUGUAUAACGAGAGAGGAGAUGAGAGACUACGCUGCGACAGAAAAAUAAAUGUUUUUCUGACCGCUUCUUCUGAUACUGAAAAAAAUAGUCUUCUGGUGUAAAAUUAGGAUAUUGAACACUGUGCCACACAAUUUGCCCAAUGUGUCUGUACAUCUGGACCUAUGAGAAAAUAAACAAAAGUCUAAAACUUGAAC